Messenger RNA from Camelina sativa (false flax), 2967 nucleotides. The record is from RefSeq and is a predicted model, not a curated record. Lineage: Eukaryota; Viridiplantae; Streptophyta; Magnoliopsida; Brassicales; Brassicaceae.
UUUUUGACUUGCCUUAUUGGAAAUAUGUUAUGAUACGACACAAUUUGGACGUCAUGCACAUAGAGAAGAAUGUGUUGGACAAUUUAGUCAACACAGUUUUGGAUGAUAAAAGCAAGUCAAAAGAUAAUCUUAGUGCUAGAAAAGAUCUUCGGGAGCUUGGUAUACGUCCUGAUUUGUGGCCUGAUGAUAAUGAGAAGUAUCAGGCAGCGUGUUUUACUCUGAGUAAUCAUGAAAAAGACAUUUUUCUAAAUGUUUUGAAAAAUGUGAAAUUCCCUGAUGGUUAUGCUUCCAAUAUUUCAACGUGUGUUGAUCUUAAUAACAAAAAGUUAUCUGGCUUAAAAAGUCACGACUGUCACGUGAUAAUGAGAGAUUUGCUGCCAAUUGCUAUUCAGAACUUACUGCCACAAGAAGUGACUUCGGCCAUUGUUGGGAUAUGUCACUUUUUCCGUGAUAUAUCUGCAAAAGUCCUCGAUAAGGAUGGUCUUGAUAAAUUACAAGAGCGUAUUGUGCUGACUCUAUGUCAAAUGGAAAUGUUAUUCCCUCCAUCAUUUUUUACAGUGAUGGUACAUUUAAUAGUACAUCUCACUAAGGAGGCUAAGAAAGGUGGACCUGUCCCAUUUCGUUGGAUGUAUCCGAUUGAGAGGUUACUUGGACAUUUCAAAUCAUAUGUUCGUAAUCGUGCUAAACCAGAGGGUUCCAUAUGUGAGCAAUAUUUAGCUGAUGAGUGUUUGACAUUUUGCUCAAUGUAUCUUGAUGAUAUUGAGACAAGAUUUAAUCGGAGAAACCGGGUUGAUGAUCAUCCUACAGUUAACAACAGUAUUAGACCAAACUCUGAACUUGGAGUUAUUUUUCCAAAUUCCGGUAGAUUUGUUGGAGCAGGCCAUGUUCAUACUCUUACUUAUGUGGAGAGAUUGCAAGCCCAUCGACACAUAUUGGUCAAUUGUCGACUUCUUGAUCACUUACGAGAAACUGAGCUAGCAAGAAAGCAAUCUCGUCGGAAUAGGAGAAGCCGUGCUCUUGAUAUUGACAGAGAAAUACACAUAAAUUUUGCAAAAUGGGUCAAAGAGAGAGUUGAGAAGAAUGACAUUGAUGAUAUCACAGAAGAUUUACGGUGCUUAGCUCUAGGUCCAUCUGAUAAGGUUGUGAAGUAUACAGCCUACAAUGUCAAUGGCUUUAAAUUUCGCACAAUAUCAAGAGAAGAUAGUCUUAAAACACAAAAUAGCGGUGUUUAUGUGGCUGCUGAAACAAUGAGUUAUGCAAGCUCUCGUGAUUGUAACCCUAGAGCAGGAGAUGUAGCUUACUACGGAAAAUUAGUUGAAGUUAUAGAGCUGAACUAUUAUGAGACUUUUAGAGUUGUAUUAUUCAAAUGCAAAUGGGUUGAUACUCGCAAUGAACGAGGAUAUAAAGCAGAUCCCUACGGUCAUCAGAUGGUUAAUUUUUCACGCUUGUUACACACAGGGGAUGAUCAUGAUGAUGAGCCAUAUAUAUUGGCUUCACAAGCAAGACUGGUAUAUUACGUUGAAGACUCACACGAGAAAGAAUGGGAGUUUGUUGUUACUGUUCAGCCUAGAGAUUUAUAUGACAUGGGAGAUCCAGAUAAUUCAGCCUCCACCGCAUCUCUGGAGACUGAUUGAAGCAUCAUAUAAAUAUGACUCUUGUAUAUUGAUGAGUGAUUCAGUGCAGUUCACCGAAUCAGAGACACAAGCACCAGAAGAUUUGCAGUACUUGGAGCAGGUUUACAGUUCUCCUCCGCGACUUGCUCAGGAAUGCAAAAGUUACAAAUGGAAAAUUCAAUUGAUAGAUCAUGAUAACAACAUAGAAGACCAAAUGCUGACAACCAAAGAUGUUUGGAAGUUACAAGAUCGUAAAGUGAUUGUUCACUUCGAUGAAGAUAGCGGUCAACCUGAUGAAGAUUCUGGAGGCUUACUUGGAUCAUGGUUAGGUCAGCUGAGUACUGAUGUGAACUUGUUACCCAUUAACUACAGUGAUUGGAGAUUGUUCAGUUCUCACAAAAAAGCAAAGGCAUGGGAAGUAAUCCAGAACAAAUUUUGGUUUGAUGAUCCUGAGACAAGAAAGGAUUAUGUGAUUGGUGUACUAGGAAGCAGGUGUAAAGAUUUAAAAUUGCGUCUUUGGAGAGAGUAUAAACAAAAUGAUCAAGCUCAAACAUUGGAGAAUCGUCCUACUGAUAUACCUGAAGACCAAUGGCAUGACUUUGUUACCACGAGGUUCACUGAUAAGUGGAGGAGAGUACGAGAUCGAAACAUCAAAAGCCGAAGCAACCAUACCAUGCCUCAUUCAUGUGGGAGAAAGAGUUUUGCUAGAAAAAGACGUGAAAUUAAAAAUGUGACUGGAAAAACACCAUGCCGAGCAGAAUUCUUCAUCGAGACUCGCAAGAAAUCUGAUGGAAAUUUCGUAACUGAGGAGGCUAAAAGGCAUGCGGAUGAGCUAAGAAUUUUGAUGACCCAAAAUCCAUCAACGCAAGUCACAAGCAAUAUGCCAGCUAGUUUGGAUGAUGAAUAUUCUCAAGUGUUUGGUCCAGAGCGUUCUGGCAGAGUACGUUGUGUUGGUCGUGGACCUACUCCCUCAAAGUUUUUCAAGCGCUCUACGGCAGCAAGAACUGAGGCUGAGAAUGCUGAAGUUGUUCAGAUGAGAACAAAGAUGGCAUCAUUAGAGAAUAAUGUUAAAAAUCUGACAGGAAUCUUACAACAGCUGUUGAGUACAACUACUAGCGAUCAGGCACCUACAUGGGCAACUUAUGCGAAUAUAAUAAGCUCUUCAUCUUCUCAGGAAAGAGGAAAUGAAUUCAAUGAAAACCAGAAUGGCAAUGGUUUGAACGUCAAUGGUAUGAAUGAAAUUGGCAUGAACGUCAAUGGUCUGAACAUCAAUGGCUCUGAACGUCAAUCGUCUGAAUGGCAACAGUGGAAUACUAAUGGCCGAAACGUCAAUGGUCGGAACAACAAUGGAUAA